Emys orbicularis (European pond turtle) is the source of this 2508-nucleotide messenger RNA. RefSeq names its product toll-like receptor 2. Gene Ontology annotation, cellular component: plasma membrane. The coding region runs from base 1 to 2508 and encodes 835 amino acids. Gene Ontology annotation, biological process: immune response; inflammatory response; toll-like receptor signaling pathway. NCBI's taxonomy places the organism in Eukaryota, Metazoa, Chordata, Testudines, Emydidae. Gene Ontology annotation, molecular function: transmembrane signaling receptor activity; protein binding. The transcript has a single exon. The record is from RefSeq and is a predicted model, not a curated record.
AUGCGCCCACUAGCUGGGAUGUGCAUAGCUUUGUGCGUGGUGAUCGUGGGACUGGCAGACGGGGCCGACCCAUGUCUUGUCACCACCGACAACAAAGUCGCCAUGUGCAAAGGUCAGAACCUGAACCGCGUUCCCCAGCACCUUCCCCGCACCCUGCUCAGACUGGAUCUCUCGUAUAACAGGCUCAAAGAGAUCGCCGCAGGGGACUUCUCAGCGUUGACCCAGCUGCAGAGCUUGGACCUGGGCUACAACAACAUCUCGCGCAUCUCGGCAGAUGCCUUCGCCUCCAACGUCCUGCUGGAGGAACUCAGCCUGUUCAACAACUCCCUGCGCCGGAUCCCCUCGCCGGCCCUGAAGCCUCUGAGGAAACUGAGGCGGCUGGAGAUGUCCAACAACUUGUACCUCCGCUCAACUCUGGAUGAGGUCUUCAGCGCUCUGAGGAACCUGCAGGAGUUCUCCAUGGGGGGGUCUCUGAUCCAGACGGUCGGCAAGUGGGACUUCCUCCCGCUGAAGAAUAUAGCCUUGCAGAAGUUUGCCCUGAAGACAGCGUCCAGCCUACUGGAGUAUCAAAACGGGGCAUUCUCGGUGCUCAACACCACAGCCCUGUGGUGUGACAUAGCCCUGGACAAGAAUCCCAAGGCCUUACCCAUGAUUCUGCGGGACCUGAGGGGUAAGUCGCUGCAGUACCUCCGCUUCCGCAACCUCUUUGAGUUCACCUACUACACUGAGUCCGCAGAUCUCUUCUCCGGCUUGGCCGAGGUGCAAGCCAGCAAACUGGUCUUCUACCGGGGGAAGUUCAACGUGAACCUGCUACGCCUGGCCCUGCUGAACAUCCAGAAGUCCCGCAUCCGCGACCUCUCCCUGAUGUCCAUUGACUUCGCCCGCUCUUCCCAGUGGAACCGCUCGGAAGCGGGCAUCACCAACCUGACCCUGGACAGCUUGUUGCUGCAGGACAUCAGCAACCCCGAUAUCCUGCGUUUCGACUGGACCUUCACCUGGUUCAGCGGCGUGGCCAACCUCUCCAUUCUCAACGUCAACUUCAACUUCGUGCCCUGCGACACCUGGGACGAGAUGCGCAACGUGGUGACCCUGGACGUCUCCAACAACCGGCUGAAGGACGCCUACAUCUACAACCAGGGCUGCAACUACCAGGACGUCCUGCCCAAACUGGAGCGGUUCCUCAUGGCCAAAAACGAGUUGACCAGCCUGGGCAUAGUGGCUAAGCUCACGGCCAAUUGGCCUCGCCUGACCCAUAUCAACGCCAGCCACAACCACAUCGGGGGCCUGAAGGAGACGGCGUGCCAGUGGAAUCCCGGCCUGGUCUGGCUGGCCCUGGACCACAACACUGUCACCAUGGAGAUCUUCAAGUGCCUCCCCAUCACCCUUCACUACCUGGACCUCUCCUACUCCGAGCUGGACCGGCUGGAGAUGAGCUACUUUGUCCGCUGCCAAGACCUCCAGGAGCUGAAGCUUAGUGGGAACAAGAUCAAGUUCAUUCCCUCAGAGUGGAGCUGCCCCAGCCUGCGAAUACUGGCCAUGGACGGCAACUCCUUUGGUGUCAUCAGCAAGGGCUCCUUCGUCAACAUGCCAGAGCUGACCAGCCUCAAGGCCGGGAACAACCCCUACCACUGCACCUGCGACCUCUACGGCUUCCUGCAGGAGACUCGGAGGAAGGGUAAGCUAACCCUGCUGGACUGGCCCGAGGGCUGGACGUGCUACCACCCGGAGUCCCUGCUGGACAUGGGCGUGGCUGCCUACACCCCGGGGCUGACGGAGUGCGACGUGAGGGUGGUGGUGGCCAUCUCUGUCUCCGUCACGGCCGCUGUGAUCAUUGCAACCAUGGUGCUGUGCUGGAGGUUCGACGUGCUGUGGUAUCUGCAGGCCACCUACCGCAUCGUCCGGUCGAAGUACCGCGCCCGCCACGCUCAGCCCGCUCGGGCCUACGCCUACCACGCCUUCAUCUCCUACAGCUGCUCAGACGCCGAUUGGGUGAGGCAGGAGCUGCUCCAGCGGCUGGAGAGCUCCAGCCCCCCGUACCGCAUCUGCAUCCACGAGAGGGACUUCACGCCGGGCAAGUGGAUCAUCGACAACAUCAUCGAGAACAUCGAGAGCAGCUACAAGGUCAUCUUCGUCCUCUCCCGCAGCUUCGUCGACAGCGAGUGGUGCAACUACGAGCUCUACUUCGCCCACCAGCGGGCCGUCGGGCUGGGCUACGAGGACGUCAUCCUCGUGGUGAAGGAGGCCAUCGAUCCCCAGAGCCUGCCCAACAAGUUCUGCAAGCUCCGGAAGAUGCUGAGCACCAAAACCUACUUGGAAUGGCCUUCGGAGCCCAGCCGGCAGCCUUUCUUCUGGAUACAGCUCAGGAACGUGCUGGGGAAACCGGGAGCAGCCGAGCCCGGCCACGAUCGGGUCUCGCUGGCCAGCGUGGAGUUGGGCUCAGAUGAGGUGGUGAGUAGUCCGGCUGAAAAGGAAACUGCCAUCGACGCCGUGGCUAGCACUGCGAGUUAG